Ananas comosus (pineapple) is the source of this 1074-nucleotide messenger RNA. RefSeq names its product probable CCR4-associated factor 1 homolog 11. Gene Ontology annotation, cellular component: P-body; CCR4-NOT complex; CCR4-NOT core complex. Gene Ontology annotation, molecular function: poly(A)-specific ribonuclease activity; nucleic acid binding. Lineage: Eukaryota; Viridiplantae; Streptophyta; Magnoliopsida; Poales; Bromeliaceae. The record is from RefSeq and is a predicted model, not a curated record. The transcript has a single exon. The coding region runs from base 98 to 907 and encodes 269 amino acids.
AUCUUCUCGUCGCCUCCUCCUCCUCCUCCUCCUCGUCAAAGUCAAAAUCAAAAUCAAAAUCCCAAAAUCAGAAUCAAAAUCGCAAAAUAGAUAGAAGAUGGCGUGGGUGGAGGAGGCGAAGCGGGGCGGCGAGGUGCAGGUGGAGGUGGAGGUCCGGUCGGUGUGGGCGGAGAACCUGGAGUCGGAGUUCGAGCUGAUCCGGUCGGCGGUGGAGCGGCUGCCCUACGCGACCCUGGACACGGAGUUCCCGGGCGUCGUCCACCUCCCCCGCGGCCCCCACGCCCUCCUCUCCCCGCUCGACCGCUACGCCCUCCUCCGCCGCAACGUCAACUCCCUCCACCUCAUCCAGCUCGGCCUCACCCUCUCCGACGCCUGCCGCUGCGUCACCUGGGAGUUCAACUUCCGCGAGUUCGACCCCGCGCGCCACCCCCACGCGCCCGACUCGGUCGACCUCCUCCGCCGCAGCGGCGUCGACCUCGCCGCGCACCGCGCGCGCGGCGUCGCGGCGCCGCGCUUCGCCGAGCUCCUGGUGGGCUCGGGGCUCGUCCUGAACGGCUCCGCCGUGGCGUGGGUGGCGUUCCACGGCGCCUACGACUUCGGGUACCUGCUCAAGGCCCUCACGGGGCGCGCGCUCCCGCGGGGGAUGGGCGAGUUCGCCCACCUCCUCAGGGUUUUCUUCGGGGACCGGGUCUUCGACGCCAAGCACAUGGCGCAGGCCUGCGGGGGGGCCCUGUACGGGGGGCUCGACCGGGUCGCCGCCCGGCUCGGCGUGGACCGCCCCGUCGGAAAGAGCCACCAGGCCGGUUCGGAUAGCCUGCUGACGUGGCGGGUCUACCGGAGGAUGGGGGACGCCUACUUCGGGGGACGCGAGUGCGAGGAGCACAAGGGGGUGAUCUUUGGCCUUUAGGACCACAGCGCCAAAAAGUAGAUUAAUAAAAUAAUUAAUAAAAAAAAAUUGCUGGGUUUCUUUGUUAUUCUUUAUAUUAUUGUGAUGAUAUAUGUUGAUUCUAGAAGGGAAUUUUUGUAUAGAAAUUUAUUAUUAAAUGAGAAAAAAAAAAGGUGGUAUUUGAUAAA